Fusarium verticillioides 7600 is the source of this 1428-nucleotide messenger RNA. RefSeq lists its product as hypothetical. The transcript is spliced from 2 exons. Bases 1 to 1428 code for a protein of 475 amino acids. Lineage: Eukaryota; Fungi; Ascomycota; Sordariomycetes; Hypocreales; Nectriaceae. The record is from RefSeq and is a predicted model, not a curated record.
AUGGAUGCCGCUAGUGUCAUUGGCACCACAUCCGCGGCUAUUACCUUUAUUGAAACGAUUGCCAAGAUAGUUUCAAUUACUCGAGAACUGCACGAAAAUGCGAGCGGUGAGCUCGACGAGCACAAACGGCUGAGAGAAGUUGUUUCUGCAUUGGAGGGCCGUAUCGCCAAUCUGAUAGAAGGGCACAAAAGCCAGGCUCAACUUUCUCCUGAAGAGGAAAGCAUGUUGCAAGUUGCCGAGCAGUGCCGAGAUGUCAGCAAACGCAUUUUUCAUUUGUUGGACAGAUAUCAGACUGGGCCGAGAUCUCAAAUUGGCCGCGAGUCACCAUUAUCGGCGAAAAGAAUCGCGGGUCGCUUAUCUACCAAGACUAUCAAGGUCACGCUACGCAUGCUAUGGGACAAACCCGAAGCAGAGGGUUUGAGACAGGCUUUUGACCUGUGCAGCAGGCAGCUCAGCAUUCAUCUGAUCUUGGUAUCGAGAUCCGAUACCCUCAAAAGAAUCGACGUCGCAUUCGCCAAAUACUGUGAAAAAAGCUCGACCGACAUCGCAAACAUCCGCAAUACUCUGCAGACUACGUUUGUAGAUAUUUCCAAGAAGUCCGAUUACCUUAUCAAACAGAUAGGAUCUCUGGAACUCAAACUUGAUCAAGCGGUUGACAACCAACUCAGAGCGAUUGAGCAUAUCAUUGAGCUUCAAAAACGCUUCGAAGCAUCGCAGCCAGCCAAAGAAGAGAGUAUAUAUAAUCAGAUUUUGGAGGCUAUCGCCUUUCGGGACAUUCGAACGAGGCGUCAUGAAAUCGGAAAGGUCGAGCUAGCAGAAAAGUCUUUUGAAUGGAUGGUCAAGGAUGAAAUGGUACCUCCUUCACACCAGCAUCUCAAGCAAUCCUUUAGAAGCUGGCUUGAAAAGGGAGAGGGCAUCUUUCAUAUCACUGGAAAACCAGGAAGUGGCAAAUCGACAAUGAUGAAUUUUCUCGCCAAUCAUCCAGAGACUAGAUCACUACUGGAUAAGUGGGCAGCCAAUGGAAGCAGCAUCGUUAUUGCUUCAGUGUUUCUAUGGGACCUCGGAUCAGCGGAGCAGAAGAACAUGGAUGGUAUGUACAGGACUCUGCUGCAUACCAUCCUGAGCGAACACAGAGAGCUCAUUCCCCAGGUCAUUGAGGAGCUUCGGGAUGCAUCAAGUGAGGAGCCCUUGGUGUCACAGCAGCAUCUUGAAAUUAGCCGAAAGAAGAUAAAGACCGCUCUACAAAAGCUAAUUACAGACUCGACUCGAAGCUAUCAGUAUUGCCUUUUUAUUGAUGGUUUGGAUGAGUUCCAAGACGAGUUCCAAGACGAAAACAUCCCCAACCACCGUUUGGCGACCCAGCUAGACCAAUGGGCAAGCCAUCAAGGGACCAAAAUCUGCGUUUCCAGUCGCGAGUACCCACCGUAG